Fragaria vesca subsp. vesca is the source of this 2176-nucleotide messenger RNA. RefSeq names its product probable LRR receptor-like serine/threonine-protein kinase At5g63710-like. The transcript is spliced from 4 exons. Gene Ontology annotation, biological process: protein phosphorylation. The coding region runs from base 1 to 2049 and encodes 682 amino acids. Gene Ontology annotation, molecular function: receptor serine/threonine kinase binding; protein kinase activity; ATP binding. The record is from RefSeq and is a predicted model, not a curated record. NCBI's taxonomy places the organism in Eukaryota, Viridiplantae, Streptophyta, Magnoliopsida, Rosales, Rosaceae.
AUGGCCACCACAGUUUUCCUUUUCACCUUGCUCUUGUUCUUCUUCACAAACCCACCUCAUGUUUAUGGAAACACAGAGCUGAGAGCACUCAUGGACAUCAAGGCCCUUUUGGACCCCCAGAGUCUGUACCUUUCUUCAUGGACUGUCCAUGGAGACCCCUGCGACACGUCGUUUGAAGGCGUAGCGUGCAAUGAAGCGGGUCGGGUUUCGAAUAUUUCAUUGCAAGGGAAAGGGCUAGAUGGGAAGCUGUCUCCUGCCAUUGGAGAGCUCAAGGAUUUGACUGGGAUUUACAUGCAUUAUAACUCCUUGAAGGGAGAGAUACCCAAAGAGAUUGCCAACUUGACUCAGCUCAGUGACUUGUAUUUGAAUGUUAAUAAUCUAAGUGGAGAGAUUCCUCCUGAGAUUGGAAACAUGGGCAGCUUGGAAGUUUUGCAGCUUUGUUACAAUCAGCUAACUGGAAGCAUACCAACGCAGCUGGGGUCUUUAAAGAACCUCAGUGUUCUUGCUCUGCAGUCCAACCAGUUAACCGGUGCGAUUCCAGCAAGUUUAGGAAACUUGGAAAUGCUAAUGAGACUCGAUCUGAGCUACAACAACCUCUUUGGUUCUAUUCCCAUGAAAGUAGCUGAUGCCCCUUUGCUUGAAGUUCUGGACAUUCGGAAUAAUACCCUCUCUGGCAAUGUACCUCUUGCUCUGAAGAGACUAAAUGACGGAUUCUCUUAUGAAAACAAUCUGGGAUUGUGUGGAGCCGGAUUUAUGUCCUUAACAGCCUGUAACACUUCCAGUCAUCUUAAUGCAAGUAGACCUGAACCCUUUGGAUCGACUGGGACAACACGAGCUAUCCCGGAGACUGCAAAUGUGCAGUUGCCUUGCAACCAGUCUCGGUGCUCGAAUAUGUCAAAAUCCCAUCAAGCAUCUGUUGCUGUUGUUGUUGGUAUUGUCGUACUAACAGUUGCCUUAUCGGCUAUAGGAAUUCUACUUUUCACACAGCAUCGUCGUCAAAAACAGAAGCUUGGGUCCUCAUUUGAUGUUUCUGAUGCCCGUCUUAGUGUUGAUGAGACUAAGGCUAAGGGAGUAGCUCACAGGAAAUAUGGCUCUCCACUUAUGAGCCUUGAGUAUUCUCAAGGGUGGGAUCCUUUAGCUGAUGGGAGGAAUUUAAGUGCAUUUGCCCAAGACGUGUUCCAUAGCUUUAAGUUCAAUUUGGAUGAGGUGGAGACUGCCACUCAGUAUUUCUCUGAGGUGAAUCUAUUGGGGAAGAGUAACUUCUCUGCAACCUAUAAAGGAAUAUUACGAGAUGGGACUGUUGUGGCUGUUAAGAGCAUUGGAAAAACUUGCUGCAAGACUGAGGAAGCAGAGUUCUUGAAGGGGUUGAACAUGUUAACCUCAUUGAGGCAUGAAAAUUUAGUGAAAUUGAGGGGAUUUUGUUGUUCAAGGGGCCGCGGAGAGUGCUUUCUCAUUUAUGAAUAUGUUCCAAAUGGAAGUUUGCUGCGAUAUCUUGAUGUGAAGGAGGGCGACAGCCAUGUUCUUGAAUGGUCAACUAGAGUUUCUAUUGUGAAGGGCAUCGCAAAAGGUCUAUCUUAUCUACAUGGAUACAAGCCAAACAAACCGGCUCUUGUUCACCAAAACAUUUCAGCUGAAAAAGUGCUGAUUGACCAGCGAUUCAACCCUUUGCUUUCAAAUUCCGGCCUGCACAAGCUUCUUACCAAUGAUGUCGUUUUCUCAGCACUCAAGGCCAGCGCUGCUAUGGGCUACCUAGCUCCAGAGUACACCACUACCGGACGGUUUACAGAGAAAAGUGAUGUCUAUGCAUUUGGAGUGCUGGUUUUCCAAAUCCUAUCAGGGAAACGGAAAGUAACUAACUCCAUGCGUCUUGGUGCUGAGUCAGGCAGAUUUGAAGACUAUAUUGACCAAAACCUCAAUGGCAGGUUCUUUGAAUAUGAAGCGUCCAAGCUUGCAAACACUGCUUUGCUCUGCACUCAUGAAUCUCCAAUUGAGAGACCAUCUAUUGGAGAAGUUGUUCAAGAGUUAAGUAAUUGCAGUAGCUGUCUCUGAUUCCUCAACAUAAAUUUCACCCUUUGCCUCAGUAAUAGGUAAUGGGAUAAUAGUUAGCCAGGUAAACUAACUGCCAACUUCGGUCGAUAGUUCGGGGACUUCAUGAUGUAAUUUAUGUGUCCUUUUU